UGUUGUAAUAACGUGUUUUUCCACCAGGGGGAACGUCUCCAGCGCAGUGGGAGGACAUCACGGGCACUACUCCGCUGACCUUCGUCAACGACUGCGUCUCCUUCACCACCAACGUGUCUGCCAGGUUCUGGCUGGCGGACUGCCAUCAGGUCCCCGACACGGUGGGCCUGGCCAUGCAGGUGUACCGGGACCUGAUCUGCGUCCCCUACAUGGCCAAGUUCGUGGUAUUCGCCAAGAUGAACGACGCCGUGGAGUCGCGGCUGCGCUGCUUCUGCAUGACGGACGACAAGGUGGACAAGACCCUGGAGCAGCAGGAGAACUUUGAGGAGGUGGCCCGCAGCAAGGACAUCGAGGUCCUGGAGGGGCGUCCCGUCUUCGUGGAUUGCUAUGGCAACCUGGCACCGCUGACCAAGGCGGGCCAGCAGCUGGUCCUCAACUUCUACGCCUUCAAGGAGAACCGCCUGCCCUUCUGCGUCAAGGUGCGGGACAACGGCCAGGAGCCGUGCGGCCGCCUCUCGUUCCUCAAGGAGUCCCGGGGCGCUAAGGGCCUCGCGCCCACCGCCGUCUGCAACCUCAACAUCACGCUGCCCCCGCUCAAGAAGGAAAUGGAAUCAGAUCCCGAGGAUGAGAACGAAAAGCCCGAGAGACGCCAUACCUUUGCCUCCCUAGCCUUACGUAAGCGCUACAGCUAUCUGGCCCCGCCUGCACUGAAGAGCGCGGUUGAGCGCGGAGCAGCAGCGAGAACACUGCCUGCUGGUCACCCUCACAAACCUGUCUUUCCAACCCGACCUUUCUCCGCGUGGUCGACUGCUCCUAUUACCGUCCCUGGUCAAACGCGGCUCGUCGGACUGGGGGGCCCCGGGCCCCGUAGCGCUUCGCCAACAGGCUCGCCAGGUUCUUCUCCACUGAAGUCCUGCUGGCCCCUGUCCUCCCCCUGCCCCAUCUCCCCGGCGUCCAUCAGAACCCUCCUGGGAGCCCCGCCCCCGGUCCCCUACACCACCUCCCCGGUUCAGUCCCCCGGUGAAGCAGCAUCCUCCUCCCCCAUUCGGACUUAUAGAACUAUGGCGUCACCCAUCAAGACAGUGGUCCAGCAGGGACAGUUCCCAGUGCAGGGGUCUGCCAGCCUGGUGUCCUCUGGCUGCCCGAGCAAACAGGCCACCGACCCGGCCUCUAUCAAAAGUCUUGCUUCCGCUUACACUUCGAGGACUUCCCCAGUGCACGCCUCUGCCAGCGGCUCUGUGGUCGACAGAUCGCUGGCCGCGCACAGCACGCCAACGUCUCCAAAGACGUCUGUGAACAUGUACAAUUCUGGUCUCCCUUUUAAAUCUGUCCUAGGUUCCACACAUACAACCGAGGCAGGGUCGACGUCUCUCUCUGCUGCUAAAUCCAUCUCCAGUUUGUCCUUAAUGCAAAGUUCUGUCGACUCAACCCUAGCGUCCCAUGGAGGGAGAUCUACAGUCUCCUCUCUCUCAACCGGACAGACCACAAUCGCCUGCUCAGAUUUUUCGACUCUGAACGGAUCCCAAUCACCCGUAAAAUUCCCAUCGUCUUCCUCCUCGCCAUCCUCGCCUUCCUCACGCCUCUUCUCCGACAGGAGUAGCAGCCUCCAGGACAGAAUCCAGGCCACCACCCAGGCGGCAACCUCCAGCGCCAGUGCAGCCAUAAACGAAGCCAUAAACUCGUGCUCCGCCUCAGGCUACGGCACUCUCAAAUCCAUGUCCUCCACACAUAGAUCUGCAGCCUCCAGCUCUGCUUACGGCUCCUAUAGAUCUGCAAAUGCCAGCUUGCCAGCGUCCUCCAGUAGCACGGCGGUACCAGUGUACUCCAGUAGCAUGACCGUACCAGUGUACUCCCUCGUCAACGUGCUGCCCGACUCCCCCGUCAAACCAGGACCAGGCUCCCUCAAAAUGGCCCUGCCCGGUCCUUCCCAUGCGGGCAUGCCCUCGUCGUCUCUGACUUCCUGUGUCACCUCGUCUAAAAUCAACUCUCAGCUGAAGUCCCCUCCGUUCAUCACGCCGCCGGUCAUCCACACGACGGCAACGUCCAACCAGGACAUACUGAGGGACGUAGCAAACAUGAAGGAGGAUCUGAUGCGUAUGACCGCCAUCCUGCAGACAGACACACAUACAGCGGCUAAAACCGUGCAGACGUCUCACAGCGGAACCCCCAAAGAAAUGAGGUUAGAGGAUGAGGAGCCGUACACUUUAGUGGAAAAGGUCAAGGAGGAUUUAGUGAAAGUCAGUCAAAUAUUACAAACAGAUAUUUUAAUGGAAGGUAAAGCAAGGGCCACUAAAAAGAGAGGUUUGGCCGAUGGGUGGGAGGAAUUCUCUAAUGGGGAGAUUGAGGAAGCACAGAGAUGCUCUCUGCCAGAGUACAAUCCUCCUUUUGAUGCAAACACUCAACCAGUCAGGCCCCAGUCUGUGCCAGUCAGAGACUUUGACUUGUCUAGGGUAAUAGAUUACCUAGCCAAUGACAUUGGCGCUAGCUCUUUGUCUAAAAUGGCAGAGGUCAGAAGUAGGCUGGAGGAGGAAGCAAAGAUAGAAGAAAAACAGAAGCGCGUUCUGAAGCCGGCCAUGUCCUUACAGGACCACAAGCUGAAGAUGCCUCCGCCUGGGUCGGGGAUGCGCACCUCGCCCUCAGAGAAAGACCUCAGUAAACUGGCAGAGUCCUACCAGACGGUGGACGCGCCCCUGGAGUCCCCUGAGGACCUGUCCCACGAGCAGGAUAAGAGCCCCCUGUCAGACAGUGGCUUCGAGACCAGGAGUGAGAAGACGCCUUCUGCGCCUCAGAGCGCAGAGAGCACCGGUCCGAAGCCCCUGUUCGCCGACUCCCCCAUCCCCCCCUGCGUCACUGAGACCAGAACAGAGGUCCACAUCAGGAGCUACGAGCAGCCAGAUGACCUCUGUGAGCCUUUGCUGGUGGAGGAGGCUGCGACGGCUUACCCCCGUAUGGAGUCAGACAUGGCCUCUCCCAGCCCCCUCACGGACAGGGUCAAAGCCCUUCAGGUCAAUAUGUCAGAGGAGGACUCAAUGAUGAGCAAAAGCAUGUGCCUAAAAGAGGAAACUCACAUCACGACCACUACUAGAAUGGUCUAUCACCAGCCCCAGAUAGCUGAAGGAGCAGACAUGAUGGAGGAGUCGAUGUCCGUUCGAGACAUCAUGAAGGCAUUUCAGUCAGGUAGAGAUCCAUCGAAAGACCUGGCGGGCCUUUUUGAACACAAAGCCAGCCAGGAUUCUGUCAAAGGAGAUGAACUCACUCCACGGUUUCUUGACAAAGACACUAAAUCCAAACAGAAGGUGGAGAGGAUUAUAGAGGUUCACAUAGGAAAGGGCCACAGCGCCACGGAGCCGACCGAGGUCAUCAUCAGAGGGAGCAAGAAGCACCCAGAGCUCUACGCUUACAAAGGCGACCGCGGCAUCAGGGAGCUCAGUGAUUAUGACCAACAGGAAGAGGAGGAGCUGACCGCAGAGGAAGCCUUGCCCUCCUUCCUGGAAACCUCUCGUGUGAACACCCCACUGUCGCAUGAAGAAGACAGCCGCCCAAGCUCUGCUCAACUGAUGGCAGACGACUCGUACAAAGCUCUGAAGCUUCUGAGCCAGAAUUCCAUAGAAUACUGUGAUGAUGAGCUGUCAGAAAUCAGAGGGGAGUCCUACAGGUUUGCAGAGAAAAUGCUUCAUUCAGAGAAACUAGACUCAUCUUCACAAUCACCCUCAGACACAGAGGAUUCAGCCAUGACGGCCGACCAAACCCAUGGCAGCGCAGAGGCCAUGAGUCAACAGCAGGGAAGCCCCAAAAAGCAGUUUUCCUCCAGGACCCCAAAAGAAGGGUCUCCUAAAUCAGGGAAGUUCUCCUCCAACAGAGAGGAACAGGCUCAGUUUGAUAAAGUGACUGUGCUGCAUUAUUCAACAGAUCAGGGCAGCCCCAAACACGCCGUGUGGAUGCGGUUCACAGAAGAUAAGCACGAUAGGAGCAGAGACAACCUGCUCUAUGAGGACAGAGUGGACAAGACUGUGAAGGAAGCUGAGGAGAAACUGAGUGAAGUGUCACAGUUCUUCCGUGACAAAACAGAGAAGCUUAAUGAUGAACUUCAGUCCCCUGAGAAGAAACCUAUGAGGAGGUCCGGGCAGGGUGCCCACUCUGGGCCCAGCUCGGCCGGCAGCAGUCCUGAGAGGAGCCAACACAAGCUCCCGGCAGGAGAAGGCUUGAGUAAAAGCGAUGUCAGGGAGCCGUUUGUGAGCAAGAUGUCCGGUAGCAACGCUUCAAGUGACAGGAAUGGCUCUAGUUUACCCAGCAGUCCGGAGCGAAGUGUGUUUUCACGCCUCAGUGAGAGUACAGUUAAACCCCCUAGUAAGAUCAGCGAGCCUGCUCCGUCGUCUCCGGUGUCGGGUAAAUCCACAUCGAAGGUCAGCUCUGUGAGAAUGAAGUUUGAAGCUGAGGCUCAGAAACAAAGUCAGCCUAGUGCAGCAAAGAUCCCUCCCCCAGUGCAGCCCAAACCCUCGGUGAGCAAACUUCCUGUCUACCAGCUAUCAGGAGCAGGCCGGACCACCAAGGCAUCUGAAGUCUCAGGGGACAGUAGCCCACCUACUACCAGGGAAAUCAGUAAGGCAACAUCUCCCACCCUGAAACCAAUUGAGGACAAGCGGUCCAACGUUUCAGACGCAUCCCUGAAAAGAAAAAUGAGUGAUGCUGAAACUGACAAAUCUAUAUGUAAAGGCAAAGACAAUGUCGCUUAUCAGCAACUUAAAGAAAUUAAAGAUAAGAAAGCUCUGGUAUUACCAACUGCCACAUAUGACACGAAAAACGAGAAUUACCAUGAAGCUCAAAAGCCCCACCAAUACACAAAAGUUGGAAGUGUCUCUAAAAAGGUUGAGGCUGAGGUAUUAAGAAAAGACAGCGAAAAACCGGUCAACCAAAACAUAAGACAAAAGUCAGAAUCUCAGAUUCCUAUUCGAGGAGUCUCCUCCCCAGCUGAUAUUGAUCUUCAAAAGAAACUAACUGUAACCAAACCGUCCCAGAUACCAACAUUAGCUAAGAGCAGGAUAGAGACGGGCCCUGAGACAACCCUGCCCCUAAUGGAUGAACAUCUUACUAACAACACAUUUGAGAUUUUAGAUAAUGCCCCCAGAGACUCCAACUCAAAUAAGCUUCCAAGUCCUGCAGAAACACUAGAAAAGAUCAUCGGCCCCCCGAUGACUUCAAUGACCAAAGACAACUUCAAGGGCAUCGAAACCCUCCCAGUUUAUGCAGGUGUCCAGUUGGGCAGACAAGCAGAAAGAGAGGCGAAGGGAGGGCUUUACACGGUAAAACAGAAGUCCUGCAUGGCCCUCAGCCCCAUCAGCCCAGACGAUGACACCCUAGAGCAGGUUUCCUUCAUGGACAGCUCUGGGAAGAGUCCGCUCACUCCAGAGACCCCCAGCUCUGAGGAGGUGAGCUACGACCUCACAGCCAGGACCCCCGAUUGCUUCGGAGACUUUUUACCAGGGAAUACCAGCCCUAUAAUGGAGGUUUCUGAGGAUUCAGAGGAAGACCACUGCAAAUCUAGUUUCUCUUUUAAAGAGGCCUUACCAAGAAAACCAGAUAGUAAAACCAAUCAAGCCGAUGUUUAUAAUUCUAAUCAGGAGCAAAAGAAAGCGAUAGACAAUCAGACAGAAUCAGAAUCUUAUUUAAACCAGCAGGAUACAUCAGACAACGCAAAUGAGUACAAGACAGAGCAAGAGCAGCAAACUGUAUCUAAAGACAAAGGUGUUGCAUAUAUAGAGUUUCCACCUCCUCCCCCUCUCGAUUCAGCCUCUGAACAGUCAGAUGUGGAGAGGAAAGGUUCCUGUAACUCUUCAGGAACUGAGACGGAGAUGAUGGAGGUGAACUUGCAGGAAGAGCAUGAUAGGCAUCUACUGACUGAGCCAAUCAUACGCAUCCAGCCGCCCACCCCCGUGCUCACAGAUGCUGAUGACAGCCAAUCAAAUGCUGAGGAUGACGACGUGUCAGUCUUCCAGCCUGUACCUUAUAAGCAUUCAACCCUCCCUGAAGAAGAGAAGGUCAAGGUGGGUUCCAAACCCAAAAAACAGGACAAAAAUGGGAACAACAAAGAACCCAACGGUGGAACCGAGGGAACCAACGGCUCCUACGGUUCCGAUGGUUUAAAUGGCAAAGAGGGAGAAGAGGGUGAUGGUGAACAGAACGGGAACGACCAGUCGAUCACAGACUGCUCCAUCGCCACCACCGCUGAGUUCUCCCACGACACGGACGCCACGGAGAUCGACUCGCUGGACGGGUACGAGCUCCAGGACGAGGACGACGGUCUGUGUGAGCAGGCAGACUCUCGGCUGUUCGGCCUCCCGGACAGCAGGAGGGACGUCUGGGCGACCGAAUCCUUCCGCUCCACAGACAGGUCCUUCCCCCCCACCAAACUAGAAGCCAUCGAGGAGGAGAAAUCUCCAGAGGAAAUUGUAAAGAAUGACUCUCAGAACGGCUCCCCCUCGGUUGGGGAGAAGACCGAGGACGUUUGUGAAGACGCGGAGAAGAAGCCCGCGGACAAAGAGGGCUUCUCUGACACUUACUUUAGCUAUAAACUCGAGGAAGAAUUUAACUCCACGUUCAAGACGGUGGCGACCAAAGGGCUGGACUUUGACCCCUGGCCUUCCAAAGGCGAGGAGGACGUGGUGGUGGACAUGGCGGAGCCCAGAGACAUCAACGACGAGCCCAAGCCUUUCGGACUGGCCGCCGACGAACACUCACAGAACACCACGCCAGACACCACCCCCGCGCGAACGCCCACCGACGAUAGCACGCCGACAAGCGAGCCGAACCCCUUCCCCUUCCAUGAAGGGAAAAUGUUUGAGAUGACACGCAGCGGUGCGAUUGACAUGAGCAAGAGGGACAUGGUGGAGGAGAGGCUCCAGUUCUUUCAGAUUGGCCCACAGAGCCCCUGUGAGAGGACGGACCUCCGGAUGGCCAUAGUGGCGGACCACCUGGGACUCAGUUGGACUGAGCUUGCCCGGGAGCUGGACUUCUCUGUGGAGGAGAUCAACCACAUCCGCGUGGACAACCCCAACUCCCUGACGGCGCAGAGCUUCAUGCUGCUCAAGAAAUGGGUCCACAGGGACGGCAAGAGCGCCACCACGGACACGUUAACUGCAGUGCUGACUAAGAUCAAUCGUUUGGAUAUUGUGACUUUGCUGGAAGGGCCUAUAUUUGACUAUGGUAACAUUUCAGGCACACGGUGUUUUGCCGAUGCUAACGCAGUAUUCCUGGAUCAGUCCGAUGGUAAAGUGUAGCCCCACCCUAGCUGAACUCUCUCAGUCUGUCUCUCAGUCUGUCCCUUCACCAUUCUUUACUGCCUUCUCUCUCAGCCAGAUAGACGGAUAGAGUGAUAUGUGUGUGUGUUACCGAUAUGUUAAAUGCCACAGCCUAUCAGGACUUGACAAACAGCAGCGGCAGACAGUGACAAAGAACCUAGCUGGCUGAUAGUCCGCCAGUUAUCCAAACUGUAGACAGAGGGGGGGCUUAGACCAUGAUAAGAUGGAUUCAGCCUCACAGUGCUCAGUGUCGACCCUCCUCAGACACCUGGCUUUGCUGGGCCAGAGGCUGGGUUACAGAACACACACUAGGGGACCCACCAUGGAGAAUCCUCUCUAGUGUAGCAGUCAAUAGUAAAGAAUCAGAUAAUCACAAAUGUACUAAUCACGUUAGGAUUCAACAUGAUGGAUUGAUUGACUAAUUGCUUGUUUGACUAAUAGCAUGAUCCUCAAAUGUGUCUCGUAGCCCAUCGGGCCUUCUUCUGGUUGAACGCGAGACGGUUCACUGAUGGGCUAGAGACCGGUUCAGCAUUAGUUACUGUUUGAUUAUAUCUGAAUUAAUUAUAUUUUCACAUAUUUCUACAUUAUUAUUAUUAUCUAUCGGAUGAUUAUAGCAUGUUUGCUUCAGCGGUUUGUCAGUAUCUAUCCUUUUUUCCCUCUUCCUCUCUCACUCUUUCUGUCAUGAAAAUGUUCUGUGCAAGUUACAAUCGUCCUUAGGACCGCCCAGUGGAACCAGUACAACCAUUAAACCCUCCCACUGUCUUUAAUGGGUCUUAUUAUGAAGGCCUACAUUUGGGUUUGAGUAAUUAACCCUGAGGGUGAAUAGAUGUUUUAGUAUUCCUUGUAACUAAAUAAGGACAAGGAAGGCAGCCCCAAGCUAUUUGACAAGAGUAAGCUACGUUUAAAUGUAGCAUGGCUAUAGCUUGUCUUCUGCUAAGAAGAGAAUGUUACAUUCAUACACUUUUAAAAGGGUGACACGUCUCCACAAUGUAGUCUGAGUUCAACAGGUCAGCUGCUGUUGUGGUGGUGAAGCCCUCUUUAAAAGGCGCUAGCAGUCUGGUGUUAGUCUGUGUCGUGGCUGGUAGCUGUUAGCUGUCCGCUGGUAGCUGUUAGCUGUCCGCUGGUAGCUGUUAGCUGUCCGCUGGUAGCUGUUAGCUGUCUGCUAGUAGCUGUCCGCUGGUAGCUGUUAGCUGUCCGCUGGUAGCUGUUAGCUGUCCGCUGGUAGCUGUUAGCUGUCCGCUGGUAGCUGUUAGCUGUCCGCUGGUAGCUUGUCAUCCUCCUGAGAGCCUCCGAGCCUCCUGCCUCCACGCUGCCUCAUCGUAGCAUCUCCUGCUUCCCGCUGGCGUCUCUCUGCUCCUCCUGCGCCUCCUCAUCCUCCUCCUCAGCCACUAACUCCUCCGAGCUUCUUCUAACCUCCUAACCCGCGACUCGAUCACCCAUCCCCUGUGGGCAGAAGACCUCCUCCCCUCCCUUCAUCCGCUAACUCAGGCUAACCUCUUUAUGCUAGCUCAGGCGCUCGCGCGCGGCUACCUCCCACAGUCAUGUGCAGCCUCCUGGGAGCAGCCUGAAGACGCUCCCAGCUACCGCCCACCUCUCUGACUGCGGCUAACGCGCGGGGCUACAGGUUAAUCAUCGGGAGCUCUCAUUGGGUCCAGCUGUUGUUUCCCUUUAGCAGAGAAACAAA
Gadus macrocephalus (Pacific cod) is the source of this 8979-nucleotide messenger RNA. RefSeq names its product ankyrin-3-like. Bases 174 to 7274 code for a protein of 2366 amino acids. The record is from RefSeq and is a predicted model, not a curated record. The transcript has 10 exons. Lineage: Eukaryota; Metazoa; Chordata; Actinopteri; Gadiformes; Gadidae. Gene Ontology annotation, molecular function: protein binding. Gene Ontology annotation, biological process: signal transduction.